Pseudonaja textilis is the source of this 855-nucleotide messenger RNA. NCBI's taxonomy places the organism in Eukaryota, Metazoa, Chordata, Lepidosauria, Squamata, Elapidae. The record is from RefSeq and is a predicted model, not a curated record.
AUGUCGUGGAAGGAAGAAAAACUCACGCACACUUUUAAUGGCAUCAGGUUUACUACAAGAUCCUCACCGGAACUUUUAAAUGCUUUGGUUUCAUUUGAUGCUAGAGAAGAUGAUAUUCUGUUGGUUUCCUACCCCAAAUCUGGAACCCACUGGCUGGCGGAAAUCCUGACACACAUCUAUGCAUCCAAAGUGGCUUUGACCUCUCCUAUUGAAUUUGGAGACCUUUCCAGACUGGAUCAACUGGAUCGCCUUUCUGGCAAAAGGAUCAUUCCGACCCACUUGGACAGCAACCUCCUGCCGCCAACAUUCAGGGUCAAGCAUUGCAAGGCCAUUUAUAUAGUCCGAAAUCCAAAGGAUAUCGCUGUAUCCAUGUUCCAUUACUAUCAAGAGAAUCCAAAUCUUCCCACCGUAGAUUCCUGGCCGAAUUUCCUGGAGAUGUUCUUAAAUGGAGAUGUUGUCUGCGGAUCCUGGUUUGACCACGUUUUAAGCUGGGAAAAACACUUGCAUGAGAAAAACAUCCUGUUCUUGUUCUACGAAGACAUGAAAAAGGAUCUCCCGAAGGUGAUGAAGAAAUUAAGUGCCUUCCUAGGGCUCAACCCCACUGAGAGCCAGAUGUAUGAAAUCUGCAAAAAGUCUUCCUUCAAUGAGAUGAAAACCAAUACAGAAAAGGAAAAUUCUGAUCAAAGCCAUACAGUCUGUGUACUCACUUCCAACCGGAAAUUGAUAUUCCGAAAAGGUACGGUUGGUGACUGGAAGAAUCACUUCACUCCAAAACAGAACCAGCUGUUUGAAGAGACAUUUAAGAAGAAAAUGACAUUCAGCGAAGUGGCGAAACAUCUCGUUUAUGAAUGUUGA